UCAUAAUUUCCAUUCGACUUAUUUUCCCUCCACCCAUUUUUUGUUUUCAGUUACGCCUAGAUCCGUUUGUCUGUUUUUAGUGUGUAGUGUUAGAUUCACACAAAUAUUUAUCAGAGCCUCAGAGGAUAUAGGAGAAGACGAAGAAGGGAGCGGACCAGAUCGAUCAUACUCGUCUAAAAUACCACAUCGCCAAUACCACUAUAUUAUCAUCAAACAGUUAACUCUUUCUCCAUUGCAUUGUAGAGAGAAAAGGAAUAAAGAAAAAGGGAAAUCUAUACACAACCAAGAUUGUUCUGUAAAUGUGAUUUGAUUGUAUCUGAGAAAAUACUGAAGAUUUCAAUUCGUAACCCUCCACUCUUCCUCCUACGUACACCUUCCAUUGUCUCUCUGUUUCUCCUUUCGUAAAUUCGGUUCGGAGAGCGAUGGAGAUCACAGGUACUACCAACGAUGUUCUGCCGACGGCCGCAGUUUUCGUAGCAACGGAGGAGCUUCCGGUGGCUGCCGUUGAACAUGCGGAGGUGAUGAAGCCGUCGCCAGAGCCAGAGGCAGAGGCGGAGGCAGAGACCACCUCCAAGGAGGAGGCACCGCCGCCGCCUGACAAAACCGGUAACGGCGACAGCAGCAACAAGGAAGCCCCAUUUGCAGCCGUCCCCAUUUCCCAAAUCGCCAAGGGAAAGAGGACCAAGCGGCAGCGAAUUCAAUCUCCGGUGGCCAACAGCUUCGCCGUCGCCACCGCCCCUGCCGCCAGUGCCAAUUCCUCCAUCGGGGAGGACGAUUUCGAGGACGCCGCCGCCGACGACGACGAGGAUUACAAUUUCGACGAUGAAGACGUGGAAGAUGACGACGACGACGACGAGGAGAUUAUGGUGGUCGAGAAUUCAAGAGCGUCGUCAUUCGUGCCACCACCGACGCCGGCUGCCGGGAACACCAAGGAGGAGGAGGACAUGGCGAACUGCCUGAUCCUCCUGGCGCAGGGCCAUUCCGUCAUUUCCAACAGCAACAUCACCGUCAUUUCUUCCUCCCCCACCACCGCCAAUAACAACCACGGCGGCGGAGUAGGAGGGAAAUUCACCAGCAGGAGGUUCAUGGAGACGUCCCCUGCUGGCGGAGGCGGCGGCGGGAGGGCAGGGUACUACGUGUACGAGUGCCGGACGUGCAGCAGGACAUUCCCGUCUUUCCAGGCGCUCGGCGGGCACCGGGCCAGCCACAAGAAACCCAAGAACAACGUCAACAACAUGAUGCUGACGAGGAUGAACAUGUCCUCCGACGAGGAAGACAACCUCAGGGACAUGAAUUCUACUCUCAACCUUCAAUUGAACAGCGGCGGAAACAGGGGAGGCAGCUAUUACAACAUCAACAGCAACACCGCCGCCAGCUCAUCGUCGAUGUUCGGAAAUAAUCACAAGGGGAACAGCAGCAAGGUGCACGAGUGCGGUAUUUGCGGGGCGGAGUUCAAUUCCGGCCAGGCGCUGGGUGGACACAUGAGGAGGCACCGGGCCCCUGUUGUCGGCGCUUCUUCCCCUGCAGCCGCCGCGGCAAGUGCGGCGACGAGUUUGUCGUUGGGGAACAACAAUUACAAUUACAAUUACAAUAGCGGCAGCAAGAAGAACGUGGGGGAAACAACGGUGACGGGGAAGAGAGGGAGGGAUGGGAGCAGUUUGAGUAUGUCGUUGGACUUGGAUCUCAAUCUGCCGGCGCCGGAGGAAAAGCAGCCGCAGCUGCAAUUGAUGCCAUUUGCUUCCCAGCAGCAGCAGCCGCCGCAGAAGAAACCCACUCUGGUGUUUCCCAGCCCUGCUUUGGUGGAUUGCCAUUACUAACCACGUCGUCGUCUUUUUCAUCAUCAGGUAUACAUUUUUUGAUACCGAUCUAGAGGAGGAAUGGAUUUUUCGUGUUCAUGCACGUACAAUUCUUUGAUUUGAUUACUCAUCAAAAUACGUAGAUGAAAUCGACACUCAUCAUAAAAAAAAUUGUUCCUUUUAGUUUAUUUUGUUUGUAAUUUUCACGUUUUUGUCGAGUCUCAAUUUUUAUUUGGACGAAAUUCACAUGAGUAAUUUGCUAGUAAUGAUUUUUGUUGUUAUUGUAAUUAUACCGAUUCAUCUUAUUCACCCAUGCAAUUGUAAUUCAUGAUGUGGGCUUUGAUGACAUUUAUAAUACCAAUUUUCUGAUAAUCACUACCAUAUGUGUAAAAGUGAUAUUCAAUUUUGUUCUUUACUCUUUUUUUUUUUUUGUGAUUAAUAAUAAUAAAGUUCAUGAGAAAUU
Molecule: messenger RNA, 2259 nt
Organism: Linum trigynum
Lineage: Eukaryota; Viridiplantae; Streptophyta; Magnoliopsida; Malpighiales; Linaceae
Source: the annotation of a GenBank genome assembly